Molecule: messenger RNA, 3359 nt
Organism: Nematostella vectensis (starlet sea anemone)
Lineage: Eukaryota; Metazoa; Cnidaria; Anthozoa; Actiniaria; Edwardsiidae
Product: run domain Beclin-1-interacting and cysteine-rich domain-containing protein
Exons: 19
Coding region: 34-2988 (984 amino acids)
Cellular component (GO): intracellular membrane-bounded organelle
Molecular function (GO): phosphatidylinositol phosphate binding
Source: RefSeq, a predicted model, not a curated record
GACAUCAUAUCAUAGAGUCAAAAACAAAACAAAAUGGCGACCGAAGACGAUGGUUUAAUACACGCCGCAAAAAGAUGUCAACUUCUUUCUCGUGUUAAAUCUACAGUUGAUGGGUUGUUGGCGAAUCAUAGCACCAAUGUUUGGUCCGUUUAUGGCGGCCUUUCUAGACUGACUGAGGAUAUUGAAAAUAUUUUACAGCAUGGAUUAAAAAAUCAGCAGAGUUUAUUUGGUGAUCAUACUGACUACACAAUAUUCAUCAAGAAAAUACAACCAGACAAAUCACCACACACGAUACAGAAAAGCCCGACAGACCCAUCUGAUAAGGGCCGCCUGUGGAUAGAAAAUGCUUUAUUAGACCAUUGUUUAUCUAUUUAUUUACAAAAACUUGUUGGGAAUAAACCACAUCUCAAAAGUUGUUAUCAAGAUUAUGCAUUUCUUAGAAGCAACUCACACUUUCAAGCUCUUUGUACAUGUUUACAAGCCAUAGAGAAAAGUGACCCAAGCCUGCUAACCGAAGUCAACCAAACUCUGCUUGACAAAUGCCAGUACAUUGAGGAAUGGCUGACUGCAAAUGAAGAUGUGAAUCAAGGAGCCAAAACAGAACUACCUAGGAAACCUUUAGGAAUGCAUGAAAGUAGUUUCUUGAAAGACAAUUUGAAUAUAGCUUACUCAGACAGUGGUGGAAGUGAAAGAGAAGAAUUUGAAAGCAUCGCAACACAGUGCAAGAACGGGAAAAAAUCAGACAAUGAUAGCAGCGAUACUGAAGACGAACUUGAUUUUAGUACAGAAAAUAAUGGAAAAGAUCUUAGUUCUUCUCCUCAAAUUGUCAAUAAUGAAUUCAUGAACAUUCAAGAACUAAAAUUAGCAAGGGAAAGGCUAAAACUUCAAGGUUUCAAAGCUGUCCAACCCAAAAGAAAGAUAAGCCAAGUGACCCUUGCACAAGCAGCAUUAUCUGUUGUUUUGGAAAAAGAGGAAAGAAGUCCAAGUCCUUCUCAAUGGUUUGACGCAGAAGGAUUUUUAAACACCAAAAGGAGUACAAGUUUAAAUAAUGUUCACAGUAGUGAGAAUUUUACAGGUAUUUUACAAAGUCAGAAAUCGUCUACGCUUCCUGAUACAAGAACUAAGAGGAAAAGUGUUUGUCAGGAAGACCUUGUUGAUGGGACUGUCUGUAUUGGUGAGCCCUCGAGUAGGGUUCUCAGUGAAUUUGAAAUAAAGAAAGCAAUAGGACACAACAGAUCAAAGUCAGAUCAAAUUGGACUUAACAAGAUGAGAAAGAUCCAAGUUGAGAGCAUGGAAGAACUACCUAAUGAGCGGUUACGCUCAAACUCGGAUUCCAAUUCGGAGGAAUCUGUAGUUAGACUGUCCUCAUCUCUACCCAGCAACUCAGUUUCUUUUUACUACAAUGACCCUUUAUACCCAAGUCAAGAGGAACAAUCUCUGGCGACAAAGCUGGCAUCUGAGGACCUGAGCUCUUGUGAAAUGGAUAAAGAAAACGCUCAUUUCAGCAUAUCAGAGGCUUUGAUAGAAGCUAUAGAACAGAUGAAGUGUGACGAGAUCAUUGGGUCUGAUGAUGAUGAUGAAUAUGAUGAAGAUGAGGAGAUCCAGCAGCUGAAGCAGGAGAUCGAGCGGCGGAAGAUUGAGAAGAAACAAGAAAAGCUUCGACAGCAGCCGGCCUUCAGUGACGACACAGGAACAUCUGGGCAGGACAGCUUGGCAUCUGGACCGAGCACAACCUCAGCCUCCUCAAAAUCCAGCUGUUACCCGGAAACUGAUGACAGUGAUGCCGAGUGGGAGGAGCUACCGCGCAGAGAUGAGCACGUGCCUGACCUCGCCCAGUUUUCCUCCUCAGAGACCACACUAGUCUCGGAAUCUGACCUCUCUAAUAAAUCUGGACUAAAGGUCGAUAGCAUCGAGUUCAGCACUUCCCCUCCCCUUUCGGCAGAAGCUGUCGCCAAAAGCCUUUUGCAAAAGUUCGCCAACAAAAAGCACCCGGCAGCGUCCGAACUUCAGUGGCUUGUCUCCGAGAACGACGUGCCCCAGUCUUUACUACCGCUGCCCCAGACGUACGCGGUCGCACCUGAUGAUGUGUUGAGCGACCACGAGGAGUCUGGGAAAAUAAAGCAAAAAACGUCAGCACGAUGCCGCAUGCGCGGAAAUAUGGAGUGGGCACCACCUCGCCAGCAAGUCAUCUUCCACGUGCACCCCUCGAAGAAGAGGAAAGUUCUAAUGGAGCAACAGAAUUACCGCUGUGCAGGAUGUGGGAUGCGCGUAGACCCAGAUUAUAUGAAGCGCUUUCGCUACUGUAAUUACCUCGGCAAGUACUUCUGUAGCAGCUGUCACCAGAACGAGCCGAUGGUUAUUCCUGCGCGAAUCGUACGGCGUUGGGACUUUAGAAAAUAUGAAGUCUCUAAAUUCGCUAAAGACUUACUAAAUAAUAUCCACUACGACCCGCUGUUUAACAUCAAGGAUCUGAACUCCGCACUGUACCAGCGGGUCCGCGCCCUCGCUGAAGUCCAGACCCUCCGUAAGCAGCUGUACUUCUUCCGGACCUUCGCCCAAACAUGUAGAAAAGCAACCGAGUUGCGUCAGGAUCUUGCCCGUAUUCCCGACCACAUUUUUACGGAGGAACAUUUAUUUUCCGUGGAGGACUUGUUACAGGUUAAAAGCGGGGAGAUGGUCAUGCUGUUUCGCAGUCUCGUAACACGAUCCUAUAGACACAUCAGCGAUUGUCCGCUGUGUCAAGCUAAGGGUUUUAUCUGCGAGUACUGUAGAGAUGGCGAUGACAUUAUCUUCCCUUUUGAGCUCCAGCGAGUCGUACAGUGCGUUGAUUGUCGAGCCUCAUUCCACAAGGGCUGCUAUGUGAAAGGGAAAUGCCCGAAAUGCGAAAGGAUACGAAUUCGUAAAAGCCUCAUCUCCGCCCCAAGCCUCACAGAUGAAGAGGCAGACAAUGCACGCCCGCGAGUCUCCGAAGACAUUGACCUGCGGUAGCACAUGCUGAUAUAUCCUCGAAUAUUUGAAUAAUUUUUAUUGAGCCUUUCAAGGUUUUUAGGUGGUCGUUAAAAGUUUUCUAAAUGUUUGAAAUUUGAGAGAAUUUAUUGGCAAUUGAAUUUUUCAGUAUUUUUUUAAAUAAUACCCAAUGGAAUGAAUAAAGCAUUUUCCAAAUUUUUAAAGUGAUUUUCCAAAAUGUUUUCCGGCUUUAAUACCCCUCCAAAUUGAACACUACCAACAUUGCAAUUGACAAAUGGCAGUUCUACGACCUAAAGGACCCAGGGAUCCAAGAAUAUUUGUUUGAGAUUCAGAAUAAUAUAAAUAAAACAUAACGACUUCUUAUUUGAUAUAAUAAAUAUAUGAUUCUGACU